UCGGCCCGGCGGUGGCGCCACCGGUUCAUUCCCCAGUGGGAGCUCGCGGCGCGCGGACGUUCGACGCCUCGCUCUCGGGGAAAGUCGCUGAGAGGCCGCGAUUUCGCGGAAUUUCGGAGCCCAGUCGAGUCGAGGCCGGCCGCGGGAGUAGUGGCGCGAGUGCUCCAGUGUCUUGUGCAAGGAUCGGCCGAGAUCUCGCGAGGGAAGCGAGCCGACGCCGAGGAGGAGGCGAGAGAUUCGCUGCGAUUUGUCGCCGCGACGCCCGUGGACGAGAAAGGGCUCCUCCGCUUCUGGCACCCCCGGGGACUCUCACCGGCCGAGGCCCCACGCAAUGCCCUCGGACGCCGCUCCAGGUGUGACGCGCCGCCGUGGCGAGGACACCGACUAUGAGCUGAGGCCUCGUCAUUAAUCGGGACUGGCAUGGAGAAGGAGAACUCCGCGUCGGGCGGCGGCGGCGGCGGCGGAGGCGGCGGAGGCGGCGGCGGAGGUGAAGUUACGGCCACGGGGACGGGGGCAGGGGGCGCCACCCCCGCCUCCGAGAAACUCCAGGCGGACCAGGCUAACCCGCUCCUCGACCCCACCGCCCUUUUCGGUGCUUACUGGCCGCGAGGAGACAGCGCAGCGUCUUCCCUCUUCGGCGGAAUGCCUGGCGGUUACGGUUUGGGCGCGCACCACUUGCCCUCGGCCUACGCCAUUUUGGGCCGUGGGGGCACCGCUCCCGGCUUCGGGGGCCACACUCCGGCCUCGGCGCCUCCACCUCCGCCGUACACCCACAGCAGUCUGGGCACCCUCAGCGUAGCGGCCAGCCAAGCUGCGAGCCUAGGUAUCAAUCCUGCGAGCGCAGCUUGGUGGACGAUGGCCUCGCACCUCGCUGCGCAAGACUACCUGGCCAGGUUGCAGGGGGCGGCCGGACUGCCAGGAUUUCCGCCCGGUGCCGAGAGCCUGCUGCCACCUUAUCCAGCCUCUCUACUUAAUCCCCCGUCCCUGUCGUCGUCCCACAAGUCGAAUAAGUCUAAGUCAAGCAAGAGUCACAAGACACCGGCGAGUAGCAGCUCGACGACGUCCAGUCUGACCAGCAGUUUGGCAGUCAGUCAGGCCCCUCUAUCCUCGCAUCAUAGUACCUCUUCGGCUAAUGCCACGCCAAACUCUCAGACGAACGUCGUCAGCGAUCCUAGCAGUAUAUUGGGUGGCGUUCGAUUACCCCCUGACACGGAGAUUAUAAAGUACACCUCGAGCAUCGUCGGCCCGAAAGUGCCCGGGACCACGAAUCGGGGAAGGAAGAAGACCAUAUCGUUGGACACGCCGAGUGUCAGCGUCCAUCCACCGCCCGUUCCCGCCCUGUCGGCUCAUCAGACCAACACGACGACUAGUUUGAUGAUGGAGCCGCGAAAGUACAAUCGAACCGCGAACGACGCGAGCGACUACAGGGACUCGGUGGAUCGAGUGGAGGUGAUCAAGUUACCCGCGCACUCGACGAACGGAUCCGUAUUGCCGGCACCCACCGCGUACACGACCAGCAAUGCCAGCAAUUCCAACGACGUGGAUGCACCUUUAAAUCUCUCCUUGAAGCCGGCAUCCACUAGCAGUAGCUCGCCGAUCACGGGGAGCCAGCCUUUGAGUCAACUCAGUAAUCUGAGUCAGUCGUUGCUGGCCUCGGACAGGACAUCUCGGCGAAAACCUGGCCCGAAACCGAGAAGAGUGCCGCAGAACUCCGUGCCGGUUCCGGCCUCGCCGAGUCCGUCUCUGGCGCAGUUAUUCGCCGCUGCGGACUCCCCGCAGCGGCCGAGUAGCGGCAGCGAGGAGAGCGAGAGCACGGCCACCCAUCAUAAGGAUGGUCGGCCGAGAAACCUUGGUAGAGGGGUGUCGAAGCCGAAGAAGAACACCGUGGCGUCUCUGUUGGCGCAAAGUAGAGCGCUGGGCAUCAAGCCUACCCCGACAUUGGACCCCAGUGUGCCGUUGUCGCACCAAGUCUCGUUGCUCAGGUCGAAUAUAUUGGCGGCUCAACUGCACGCCUCAACGACGGGCCAGGGGGAAGAGAAGAAUCAACGCUCUUUGCAGGAGAAAAUGAAGAACAAACUGCUGGAGGUGUCCGGGGAGGAGAGCAACAUGGACGUCACCAGCGAGAGCGGUAGCAAUACGGACGUCGUCACCGAUACCGACGAGGAUAACGCCGAGGGCACUCCUAGUGCUAAGAGGAGAAAGUUAAACCCUAGCGACAAGGACCUUCAAGUACCUCUGGAGCGAGGCUGGAAGAGAGAAACCGUCAUUAAGGGCCUCGGCAAGACGGGGAUCAUUAAGGGCGACGUCAGCUACUAUAGUCCCUGCGGAAAGACCUUUAGGACCAGCGGCGAUUUGCUGAAGUUUCUCGAGCUGCAGAACCCAGCCGAGUUGACGACGGCGAACUUUUCGUUCUCGUCGAGGCCCCUGGUCGGUGAGUUUCUGCAGCCGACGAUGGGCCUAGCGGAAGCCGAAUUCGUCAGGCUGGGUGCCCAGGAAGUCGCCAGGAGACUCGAGGAGCUCAGAGCAGCCGGUGGGUUUCGCGAUGUCAGGACAAACAACCAAUACGAGCGAGAUAAAUUAGCUUAUGCUAAGAAGCUCGCGAAGGAAGAGGCUCAACGGCACAAGGAACAGGCAAGGCUCAUCAAGGAGCAGGAGAAGACCGAGCGACAGGAGGCUGUGAAGCGCGAGAGGGAGAUCAGGAACCAGCAGCUUCUCGAGGGUCGGAAGCGGCUCGCGUUCACGAUCAAACAGAAAAUGAAGAUCAUCCAAGAGAUCGAGCGCGGCAAGAGCAAGAGCGACGUCGCCAGGGAGCUCGGCCUGGCCAGCAGCACGGUCGCCACCAUCUGGAAAAACCGCGAGAGCAUUGCCGAGAGCUGGAGAAACCGCGACAUGAUGCAGUCCGAGGCAGAGACCUCGGAGGGGACGACGGCGCCGGCGACGACGACGACCAGCGCCGCCAAGAAGUCGUCGCCGAUCGCCGCGCCCUCUGCCCCGACCCAACAACCGACGGACAACACCCACCAGGCCCAGACUCAAACGCAAAAUCAGGAACUCCUGGAGGCGCGGAAAAAACGGCAGGAAGAGGUGGAGAAGAUCCGAAUGGAAGAGCAGCAACGGAAGCAACAGGAGCGGGAACUAAAGAGGCAACAAGCAGUAAUGUUGAAGGAACAGAUGUACAUGCAGGAGCUCAGCAAGCAGCGCGAGAUGCUCUACACCGUCGAGCUGGAGAGAGAAAGGAGGAGGCAGCACAUGGCGUUAGUUCGGGCUCUGGAGAACCGACGAAGAAUGGAGGAGAGGGAGAAAAGGAGGCUCGAAGCGAGGGCUGAGAGGAUAGCCACGAAAGAGAAGCGCGCCGAGCAGAGGAAAGUAGAAAUGGAGCUGAUCGAGCAGAUCAGGAAGCCCAUCGAAGACAUGGAGCUCACGGACCACAGACCACUGCCAGAACUGAAGAGGGUACCAGGUCUGAAGCUGUCGGGCCAGGCGUUCUCGGACAUCGUUAUGGUAUUCGAGUUUCUGCACAACUUCGGGGAGACCCUGGGCUUUGACAUGGACUCGUUGCCGAGCCUGAAGAGUCUGCAACUGGCGUUGCUGAACGACGAGGAGGCCGAAGAAGAGAUGCUCUCGGUGAUGACGCACCUCCUGGUGUGUGCCAUAGAAGAUCCAGGGAUCCCCCAGCCAGCCCGUCACACGACAGGCCUUGGCCAGAGCCUGAGACAAGCUGACAUCACGCAUGCCAAUAUCAGCGAGGUCCUCAGGAUCUAUUUGUACGCGAACGCGACCGGCGAGGUUAAGGCGUUGACCGGAGUCUGUCUAGAACGCGAACGCGACAAGAAGUUCGCCGACCAUCACCAAAACGGAGCCGACUUCGCCUCUACCUGCUCCGGGAAGAAUGCGCAGUUUUACGAGCACCUCCACAACAACGAGACCUGGAGGAUGUCCGAGAGACUGAGAGACAAGCCCUUCCUCGCCCUGAACCCGACGCACAAGGCGCAGAUGCUGGGGUUCCUCUGCAACGAGUUGCUGCAGAACAAGGCUGUGAUAAGGCAGAUCGAGGGGAGCCUCGAGACGGUGGCGCAGCUGAAGAAGGAGAGAUUCGUGUUAGACACUAAGAUCAGGAAACUGAGACAACUGCACAGUCGAAAAGUCAGGAUGGAGGCAGUUGGGGUGAUCGUGAACAAGUCUGGUGACACGAUAACCAUCGAGAAGAAGGAGGUCGACGAAGAGUGCAACACGACGUCCACGGCGGUCGGAACGACUCCCACGCCGGAGGAGAUCCACCACGAAGACGAGGUCGAAGACAUGUCCGAGAACGAGAGCGAAGGCACGCAGCCUGAAGAGGAGGAGGAUAAGAACCUGUCGGGCGAGGAGCUGGGGAAGAAGCUGGACAAGUUGUUGAAGCAGUCGGAGGAACAGCUGCAGAAGUUGAACAGCUCCUCGAAGCAGCUGCGAGCUCACGUCCUAGGUCAGGAUAGAUACUGGAGGCGGUAUUGGGAGCUUCCCUGUGCAGGUGGAAUUUUCGUGGAGGCCAUGGAAAGUGCCGAACCCGAGAUCUUGGACCUCCAGGCGGAGUUGGACGAGAAGUACAAGGACAUGCCCCCGGAAGAGAUGCCGGAAGUGAAGGAGGAGGUCAAGCCUAACAAGGUCGACGCCAUGGAGAGCGUGGAAAACGAGAAACCAGGCGACGUUAAGGAGAACUCGGAGGAGAAGGUCAACGCGGAGGAGCCGAAGGAGGAGGCGAAGUACGACUGCGGGGUGACGAAAUUCGAGGAGGACGUCAACUGCAAGAAGGAGAACCCGCGGAAUUUCGUGGCGGAGAAUUCAGAAUUCCCGAAGGAUGAGAAAAUUAGAAACGACGUCGACGGCAUGAUGACCGACGCGAAGACCAACGUGACGUCGGAGGAGAUCAAGCAGGAGACGGAGGUCAUGAAGAUGGAGGUGGACGUUAAAAUCGAGGAGAUCAAGAAGGAGACCGACGACACCGAGGACGAGUCCUGCAACAAGCCUGUCGCCAAACUGAUGGAGGACAAGAUCGUCGAGACCAUGCCGAACGGCGACAAGUUCAACCACGUGAACAACCUGCACAACGGCAAGGAGCUGAACGGCACCUUCAUUUCCGGCGGCGGUAGCGAGUCGAGUUGGUUCUCGAUAAUCCCUCGAGAGUCAUGCGACACUCCUGGACCCUGUACCAAACAAAUCUUCGGUAUCGUCGAGCCAACGGAGCUGAGGAUACCGGUCUUUCCUCCCCCAGCUAGUCCCAGCUACGACAGGUGCGACAGCCCUGCACCUUUAAUCCUGACUCAGGAUGAGGCAGUACAAUUAGAGUACUUAAAAGUACACGGACUACCACCACCGGGUGAAGCCAAACCAGUGCCAAAGGAUCUGAGGUACGGCUGGUGGAGGAUAGCGGACGUGGACACCUUCCAGGAGCUGCUGGAGCAUCUUCACUCCCGCGGGGUUCGCGAGAAAGAAUUGAAGCGCACAACCUGGGCCACCAUGGAGUCCUUCCUGGCCGUGACCGGGAGGAUCCACGUGGACCCUGGGAACGCAGCUGCGACCGAGCUGCUGUGCGAGAGCGAGGACGUGGACCUUCCCAUCCCGCAGCCGGAUCAUCCUGAUUCUUGGAGCGAGCAGGUCGCCCUGAGGGUGGACGCGCAGCUCCUGGAGCAGGUCGAGGCCCUAGAGGACAAGGUGGCCAACGCGAGCAUGCAAGUCAAGGGCUGGAAGCUGCCUCCACGGGCUGGUACCGAGGAGGCCGAGGAGAUAGAAAAGCUGAACGAGAUGGAGAAGGUCAGCGCGGUGGAGCAGGCGAGGCAGAGGCUACUUUCCUUGGAAGCUGCCAUCGAGAGGAGAUACCUGAAGCCACCAUUAGGCGUUUGCACGGGGGAUCCCAAUCUCGCAGCCCUGAAGGCAGAGCAGGCGGCCGCAGCGAAUGCUAGCUCGAGCACCUCGGAUCAGGGUGGGCAAUCGCUUCCCCCGCAGGAGGAAACGACUCCAAGAGGACUGAACAACUGGCGCGAGGCCACAGCCAGGGCUCACACUUCCGCCCAGCUCGCGAUGGCCCUUUACAUGCUCGAGGCCAGCAUCGCCUGGGACAAGAGCAUCAUGAAGGCUGUGAGUCUAACACCAGCUAGAAACUCAGUCUGCGUCAAGCUACGAAACCGCUGCGUCUCACUCAAAGCUACCACUCAGUACAAUCAGCUAUUGACUACUACUCAGGCCUCUAACUGCCAGUUUUGUCAUAGCGGAGACAACGAAGACAAAUUGUUGCUGUGCGACGGCUGUGACCGCGGCUAUCAUACUUAUUGCUUCCGUCCAAAAAUGGAAAACAUUCCCGAUGGCGACUGGUAUUGUCACGAGUGCAUGAACAAGGCAACGGGUGAAAGAAAUUGCUUGGUGUGUGGCAAGAGGGUCGGCAAGAAUUUAGUUCUCUGCGAACUGUGCCCGAGGGCGUACCACACCGACUGCCAUAAUCCCGUCAUGCCAAAGAUGCCAAGGGGAAAGUGGUAUUGUUCGAACUGUCAUAGUAAGCAACCAAAGAAGAGAAACAGCAGUCGGAGAAGUCACGCGAAAGGCAGCGGCAGUGGCAGUGGCAACACUGGCGGCAAUGCUGCCAGCACAGCCAAUAGCAGCAGCGGAGGAGGCAGUGGAGGGGGAAGUGGCGGUGGUAGCGGUGGUGGGGGCGGAGGAGGCGGAGCCAGCGGAGGAGGGGGAGGCAGUGGUGGCGGAGGAGGUGGUGGGGGCAGUGGUGGAGUCACCAGAGACAGUGAAAGCUCCGAUCAUCCACCAACUAGUCCAACCCCGUCAAUGGCAUCGAAUGUGCACGUAGAGGAUGCCAGCUCCUCGGAACCUCCGACGCCGACGGCCUCACCGCGAAAGGAGACCAAUACCGGGGGCAGGAACCUGACGAAGAAACAGCAACGCGAACUGGCACCCUGCAAGCUCCUGCUGGAACAGCUCGAACAACAGGACGAGGCUUGGCCGUUUCUCUUGCCGGUCAAUACUAAGCAGUUUCCUACUUACAAGAAGAUCAUCAAGACUCCCAUGGAUCUCAGCACCAUCAAGAAGAAGCUCCAAGACACGGCGUACAAGUCGCGGGACGAGUUCUGCGCGGACGUGCGUCAGAUGUUCAUCAACUGCGAGGUCUUUAACGAGGACGACAGCCCGGUCGGCAAGGCCGGCCACGGGAUGCGCAGCUUCUUCGAGAUGCGCUGGACCGAGAUCACAGGGGCGCCGCCCCCGCCGUUGCCCCCGCACCCACACCCCCAGACGCACAGCUGAGGCUCAGCGAGGUCUCGCAGCAGUUGUGCCAGUUUCGCACACUUUUACUAUUAGCCGGGGCUUUAAGGCGCGACCGCGCGGCCAACGCGGUCCGCAUCCGAUAUAGCGCGGUCGGGUCGGUCGCGUUUUAGCGGCCGACCGGCGCGUCCGCGUCUUAAGCAGCAUUCUCACUUAAGGACACCCUUUGGCCGCCAGCGAUCCCUCGCCGCUCUUCCCUUUUCUCUCUUCCCCCUCUGGUACCUGCGCGACACGGAACAAGGACUAAUUUCGCAUACACUCGUCCUGGGCGUUGCUAGAAAAAAGAAGAAAAAGAAAAAAAGAAGAAGAAACAAUAGCGCUAACGUUUCCCUAAAAUACUUUGCAAUUCCGGUACCUCGUGCAGGGGCCUCCAGCGGUCGCUGUGCGGCAUUGACCUUGGAGCACUGCCGAUGCAACGUCCGCAGCGCCGCUGCGGAGUAACCGUAAAGUAAUCUGCAUAACGUAAAUUUCGGCAGUAAUUUCGUACCGAGCGUCGCAAAAUUGGAGGUCGCUGUUACUUGAAAUACAGUGAGAGCUACGUGGAACCCGCGGGCCACCGUCGCGCCAUCUUGCGGCGCUCCUUGGAGCUAACUUUUUUCUAACGACUUGUGGGCAGUCCCGCGAACGUUCGAUACUUUUCCGAGGUGUAUAAAGAAACUUGCGGCGUCCAUUGGCGAGCGACGAUUCGUUAUCGUGAGGUCUCUUUGUAUUCUCCGUGUCGCGCCGAUGCAUUGUUUGCAUAUCCCGGCGAGAUCAUUCUCAAGCGGCGAGUCCCGAAUCCGACCGGGCGCGAAAUCGAGGGCCCUUACGUUGUACAGAGUAUUCCGCGAGGAAGCGAGAGGGAGGGACAGAAAGAGAGAAAGAGAGACGGUCGUUGUACUUACGGAGAGGAAGAAGAAUCGAAAUAACUUCUGCCUAAAGCGAGUAGAGUCGUGAUUAUAUUCGCAGUUGUAUUAUAUACAUAUUAAUAGGCUUAAAAAGUGCCGGGACGCGAGUUGUCCCGGCAGAGGAAAUAUUUUGCAAAGUGAUGAGAUACGUCGCGCGUGA
This is a messenger RNA of Orussus abietinus, 8343 nucleotides long. Its product is annotated as bromodomain adjacent to zinc finger domain protein 2B. The record is from RefSeq and is a predicted model, not a curated record. Bases 421 to 7278 code for a protein of 2285 amino acids. Gene Ontology annotation, molecular function: protein binding; DNA binding. The transcript is spliced from 28 exons. Lineage: Eukaryota; Metazoa; Arthropoda; Insecta; Hymenoptera; Orussidae.